GCUGAGCCUGUGGCAGCCGCCGAGACCCUGGCCGGGGUACCUGAGCAUGUGCUUCGAGGCCUUCCAGAGGAAGUGAGGCUUUCCCCAUCCGCUGUUGACAAGACUCGGGUUGGUGUCUGGGCCACUAAGCCAAUUUUAAAAGGCAAAAAGUUUGGGCCAUUUGUUGGUGAUAAGAAAAAAAGAUCUCAGGUUAAGAAUAAUGUAUACAUGUGGGAGGUCUAUUACCCAAAUUUGGGGUGGAUGUGCAUUGAUGCCACCGAUCCAGAGAAGGGGAACUGGCUGCGCUAUGUGAAUUGGGCUUGCUCAGGAGAAGAGCAAAAUUUAUUUCCACUGGAAAUCAACAGGGCCAUUUACUAUAAAACUUUAAAGCCAAUCGCGCCGGGCGAGGAGCUCCUGGUCUGGUACAAUGGGGAAGACAACCCCGAGAUAGCAGCUGCGAUUGAGGAAGAGCGAGCCAGCGCCCGGAGCAAGCGGAGCUCCCCGAAAAGCAGGAAAGGGAAGAAAAAAUCCCAAGAAAAUAAAAACAAAGCAAACAAAACUGAAGACAUACAGCUGAAGACAAGUGAGCCAGAUUCCACCUCUGCAAAUAUGAGAGAUUCUGUGGAAGGCCCCAGAGACGAAGACGAGAAGCCUUCCGCGUCCACCGCCGAGCAGACGGCCAUCCUUCAGGAGGUGGUGAGUCAGGAUGUGCCUCCGGAGCCUGCCCUCCCGCCCCCUGCCCAGGACCCCCAGGCGGGACCGGCCGCAGAGCUGGACGCGGCGCGUAGCGAUGCGAACGAUGUGGAGGAGGAAGAGGAGGAGGAGGGGGAGGAGGGGGAGCUGGACGAGGAGGAGGAGGCGGCGGCGGCUGGCGUGCCAGGCGGGAGCCCCGCAGGAGAGCUGGAGAUGCGGUGUGACGAGAGUCCAGAGGAUCUGUUAGAAGAGCCACGGACUGUUCCGAUGGGCGCUCUUGGAGACUCUCCGGAGGUAGCGCCUGCCGUCAGAAUUCCCAAAGCUAAAGAAGAGGCCAGUGGUGACGUGUUUGAAACGUUUCUGUUCCCGUGUCAGCACUGCGAGAGGAAGUUCACGACCAAACAGGGGCUGGAGCGGCACAUGCACAUCCACAUAUCCACAGUAAACCACGCCUUCAAGUGCAAGUACUGUGGGAAGGCGUUCGGCACGCAGAUCAACAGGCGGCGGCACGAGCGGCGCCACGAGGCGGGGCUGAAGCGGAAGCCCAGCCUGACACUCCGGCCGCCGGAGGCCCCAGCCGAUGGCAAGGCGCCCGGGGACGGCGCUCCUCCGAAGGAUGACGCGCAGCCUCCCAGUCUUGGGCAAGACUCUCUGACCUUGAAUUCAGAGAAGGCUUCCCAAGACACGGUAAAUUCUUCUGUUGUAGAAGAGAACGGAGAAGCGAAGGAGCUUCACCCGUGCCAGUACUGUAAAAAGGUUUUUGGAACUCACACUAACAUGAGGCGGCAUCAGCGCAGGGUCCACGAGCGCCACCUGAUUCCUAAAGGCGUGCGGCGAAAAGGGGGUCUCCUCGAAGAGCAGCAGCCCCCGGCAGAGCAGGCCCCGCCCGCCCAGAGUGUCUACGUACCCAGCACAGAGCCAGAGGAGGAAGGGGAGGCAGACGACGUGUACAUCAUGGAUAUUUCUAGCAACAUCUCUGAAAAUUUAAAUUACUAUAUUGAUGGUAAAAUUCAGACCAGCUGCAGCACCAGUAACUGUGAUGUUAUUGAGAUGGAAUCCAGUUCCGCAGACUUGUACGGUAUCAACUGUCUGCUCACUCCAGUUACAGUGGAAAUAACUCAAAAUAUAAAGACCACACAGGUCCCUAUAACAGAUGAUCUUCCUAAAGAGCCUUCCAGCAGCACGAACAGUGAGUCCAAGAAACGGAGGACUGCCAGUCCUCCUGUGUUGCCCAGAAUUAAAGCUGAGACCGAGUCUGAUGCCGUAGCACCUUCGUGUUCCUUGAGCCUGCCUCUCGGCAUAUCAACCACAGAGGCCGUUUCGUUCCACAAAGAGAAGAAUGUGUACUUGUCAUCGAAGCUCAAACAGCUUCUUCAAACCCAGGACAAACUGACUCCUCCUGCAGGGAUUUCAGCCACUGAAAUACCUAAAUUAGGUCCUGUCUGUGUGUCCACGCCUGCGUCGAUGCUCCCUGUGACCUCGAGCAGGUUUAAGAGGCGGACCAGCUCUCCGCCCAGCUCUCCACAGCACAGUCCUGCCCUUCGAGACUUUGGGAAGCCGGGCGAUGGGAAAGCCAUGUGGACUGAGGCAGUCCUGAGUUCCAAAAAGCCCAAAUUAGAAAGUCAUGGCAACUCACCAGCAUGGAGUUUGUCUGGGAGAGAGGAGAGAGAAACUGGGAGCCCUCCAGGCUUUGAUGAGUAUAAAGUAUCUAAAGAGUGGGCAGCUAGCUCUACUUUUAGCAGCGUAUGCAACCAGCAGCCACUGGAUUUAUCCAGUGGCGUGAAACAGAAGGCUGAGGGUACAGGCAGGGCUCCGGUCCAGUGGGAAUCUGUGUUAGAUCUCAGUGUGCAUAAAAAGCCUAGUGGUGACUCCGAAGGCAAGGAAUUCAAAGAAAAUCAUUUGGUGCAGCCAGCCUGCAGCGCUGUAAAGAAAAAGAAGCCAACCACCUGCAUGCUACAGAAGGUCCUUCUCAAUGAAUACAAUGGCGUCGACUUACCUGUAGAAAAUGCUCCAGAUGUGACCAGGAGCCCCAGUCCUUGUAAACCCCUAGAUCCUCAGCCGGACCCUGACCUUGGUCCCGACUCUAGCUUACCUGCCCCUCCUGGCGAGUCUCCUCCUUCGUCACCUGCCCUGCAGACGUCUUCCCUUUCUUCCGGGCAGCUGCCGCCUCUCUUGACCCCAACCAAUCCCCCUUCCCCCCAGCCCUGUCCUCCUGUGUUAACUGUUGCCACCCCACCCCCUCCGCUGCUUCCUACUGUACCUCUUGCGACCCCCUCUUCCAGGGCGUCCCCUCGUCCGUGUUCCUCUCCACUCUCGAAUGCCACCGCACAGUCCCCACUUCCAGUUCUUUCCCCAACGGUGUCUCCCGCGCCAUCUCCCGUCCCUUCCGUGGAGCCCCUCGCGUCUGCUGCCUCACCGGGGCCGCCGACGCUCUCUUCGUCCUCCUCCUCCUCUGCUUCGCCUUCGUUCUCCUCUUCGUCCUCCCCUUCUCCUUCGCCACCUCCUCUCUCAGCAGUAUCGUCUGUGGUUUCCUCCGGGGAUAAUCUGGAAGCCUCUCUCCCCAUGAUAUCUUUUAAACAGGAGGAAUUAGAGAAUGAAGGUCCGAAAGCGAGGGAAGAACCCCAGUCUGCCACUGCGCGGGAUAUCGUUCAGGAGACAUUCAGCAGAAAUUUCGUCUGCAACGUCUGUGAAUCACCUUUCCUCUCCAUUAAAGAUCUAACCAAACAUUUAUCCAUUCACGCCGAGGAAUGGCCCUUCAAAUGUGAAUUUUGUGUGCAGCUCUUUAAGGCUAAAACUGAUUUGUCGGAACACCGCUUUUUGCUUCACGGAGUCGGGAAUAUCUUUGUGUGUUCGGUUUGUAAAAAAGAAUUUGCGUUUUUGUGCAAUCUGCAGCAGCACCAGCGAGAUCUCCACCCCGAUACGGUGUGCACACACCAUGAGUUUGAGAGUGGCACCCUGAGGCCCCAGAACUUCACGGAUCCCAGCAAGGCCCACGUCGAGCAUAUGCAGAGUUUGCCGGAAGAUCCUUUAGAAACGUCUAAAGAAGAGGAGGAGCUGAAUGAUUCCUCAGAAGAGCUCUACACGACCAUAAAAAUAAUGGCUUCUGGAAUAAAGACGAAAGAUCCAGAUGUUCGAUUGGGUCUCAAUCAGCAUUACCCGAGCUUUAAACCACCUCCAUUUCAGUACCAUCACCGCAACCCCCUAGGCAUUGGUGUGACGGCCACAAAUUUCACCACACACAAUAUCCCACAGACGUUUACUACCGCCAUUCGCUGCACCAAGUGUGGGAAAGGUGUGGACAACAUGCCUGAGCUGCACAAGCACAUCCUGGCAUGUGCUUCCGCUAGCGACAAGAAGAGGUAUACCCCGAAGAAAAAUCCAGUCCCCCUGAAGCAGACUGUGCAGCCCAAAAACGGUGUGGUGGUUUUGGACAACUCUGGGAAGAAUGCCUUCAGGCGAAUGGGACAGCCCAAAAGACUGAACUUUAGCGUUGAGCUCAGCAAAAUGUCCUCAAAUAAGCUCAAGUUAAAUGCGUUGAAGAAAAAAAAACAGCUUGUCCAGAAAGCCAUCCUUCAGAAAAACAAGUCUGCAAAGCAGAAAGCCGACCUAAAAAAUGCUCCUGAGUCGUCCUCGCACAUCUGCCCGUACUGCAACAGAGAGUUCACGUACAUCGGGAGCCUGAACAAGCACGCCGCUUUCAGCUGUCCCAAGAAACCUCUUUCUCCUUCCAAAAAAAAAGCUUCCCAUUCAUCCAAGAAAGGAGGACACCCAUCACCUGCAAGUAGUGACAGAAACAACGGCAACAGCCACCGCAGACGGACAGCGGAUGCAGAGAUCAAAAUGCAAAGCAUGCAGGCGCCUUUGGGCAAGACCAGAGCUCGCAGCUCGGGCCCUGCACAGGUCCCACCGCCCUCCUCGUCCUUCAGGUCCAAGCAGAAUGUUAAAUUUGCAGCUUCGGUUAAGUCCAAAAAACCAAGCUCCUCCUUAAGGAACUUAAGCCCGAUACGAAUGGCCAAAAUGACUCACAACGAGAGCAAGAAGCCCAAAGCUGCAGCCAAGAAUCAUGCAGCUCAGCUCUCGGGCAAGACGUCUCGGAGCCUGCAUGUGAGGGCACAGAAAAGCAGAGCUGUCUUACAGAGCAAAUCGGCCUCGGCCAGUAAGAAACGGACAGACAGGUUCAAUGUAAAAUCUAGAGAACGAAGUGGGGGGCCAGUCACCCGAAGCCUGCAGCUGGCAGCCGCUGCCGACCCGAGUGAGAACAGGAGGGAGGACAGCAGUGGCAAGCAGGAGCUGAAGGACUUCAGCUACAGUCUCCGCCUGGCAUCUCGAUGUCCUCCGCCAGCUGCCCCGUACAUCACCAGGCAGUGUAGGAAUGUCAAGGCCACAGCUGCAGCCCAGUUCCAGGGAUCCCUCUUCAAAGAGUAG
Lipotes vexillifer (Yangtze River dolphin) is the source of this 5097-nucleotide messenger RNA. It is a transcript of the gene PRDM2, whose product is annotated as PR/SET domain 2. Gene Ontology annotation, molecular function: protein binding; histone methyltransferase activity. Gene Ontology annotation, biological process: regulation of gene expression. Lineage: Eukaryota; Metazoa; Chordata; Mammalia; Artiodactyla; Lipotidae. The record is from RefSeq and is a predicted model, not a curated record. The transcript is spliced from 7 exons. Bases 208 to 5097 code for a protein of 1629 amino acids. Gene Ontology annotation, cellular component: nucleus.